CCUCGAUAGAACCCCAGCCGCGGUCCUUCUCGGAUUUCCCUAGUUUUCAGCAAAAUCGGCCGGGCAGUCGGCCAUCGCCGGCGACGUCAACAGGCCGGAAAUCGAAACCUUUCUCGGCUUCCGAUCUAUUCCACCAGAUCUCCUCCGUUUCUCCUUUCUCUAUUCUCUGUCGCUUUAGAUCCACCAGCUUUCCGGCGGUUUUCUGCAGGUGAUCGCCGUGAAACUGGAUGUUUAGCUCCAGAUCGGGCGUCUCCUCGGCGGAUUUUUCCUCCAUUUGAGUCUGAUCCUGUUUCUCUGCAAUAAUCGGGUGGUAUUCCAGGCCCUGAUGCGAUUUUCCGGGCAAUAGCGGUUUCUGGAUCACCGGAGAAGGGUUUCGUUUGAUCUGCUUUGGUCCCUUUGGCUUGAUUAAGAGGGAGGGAGGGAGAGAGAGAGAUGCCUUCUGGAGCAAGGCUACCGACGUGGAGGGAGAGGGAGAACAACAAGAGGAGGGAGCGACGGCGGCGGGCGAUCGCAGCGAAGAUCUAUACGGGGCUCCGGGCGUACGGCGACUUCAAGCUCCCGAAGCACUGCGACAACAACGAGGUCCUCAAGGCCCUCUGCAACGAGGCUGGCUGGACCGUCGAAGAAGACGGCACUACUUACCGGACGGGAUCCAAGCCGGCUGCACGCGUGGAUGCUGCUGCAGGGGGCUCAGCUUCACCAAGCCCGUGCACAUCUUAUCAGCCAAGCCCACGCGCAUCCUAUAACCCUAGCCCACCCUCGUCGUCCUUCCCAAGCCCAUCCUCCUCUUACGUCACCCAUGCCCAUAACGCUAACCAAGGAGCGGAUGGCACUUCCCUCAUCCCUUGGCUCAAGAACCUCUCCUCAGCCUCCUCCACAUCCUCCUUGAAUCCCCCCAGCCACCACCAUUUCUACAUGCAUGCAGGCUCCAUCAGUGCCCCUGUGACUCCUCCGCUAAGUUCUCCAACUGCUCGAUCACCUCGCGUUAAGACCGAUUGGGAUGACCCUGCAUCCCAGCCUCGUUGGGCUGGUUCCCAGUACACUUUCCUACCAUCCUCCACCCCACCGAGCCCUGGCCGUCAGGUUAUCCCGGAUCCUGCGUGGCUCGCAGGGCUCCGCCUCCCUUCUGGGGGCCCCUCCUCGCCCACCUACACCCUUGUUUCAUCGAACCCAUUUGGCUUCUUCUGUAAGGAGGCAUCGGCUGGUGCAGGAUCUUCCAGAAUGUGGACUCCGGGACAGAGUGGGACGUGCUCUCCUGUGCCUGGUGGACAUGCAGGUGUUCGGGUGUCCGAUGGCAUUUCGGAUGAGUUUGCAUUCGGGAGCAGCAGCAAUGGCAAUCUUCAAUCAAAUGGGUUGGUGAAGCCAUGGGAGGGAGAAAGGAUCCAUGAGGAAUGCGGAUCAGACGAGCUGGAACUUACCCUUGGAAGCUCCAGGACCAGGUCUGAAGCUUGACGAGCAUUCAUGAGUAUUAACUUCUCUUUCUCCUGUUUCUGUUGAUGUGUCGUUAGUUGAGAGAUGGAGAGGGUUCAAGAUACCAUCAGUGGUCUUCUGUCUCCAGCCUCCAUCCGCUUUCAGGAGAUUGAUGUAGGCUCAUUCUGCUUUGAAACAUUAAGACUGAGUUAUGUCCUGGAGAGUGGAUGGUAGAAGGAAAGGCAAAAUGAGAAAUAUCUGAGAAAAUUGAGGGGAUUAGGAACAAGGUGUUGUGUGUUCCUGUUAAUUUUUUUUUUUGGAUGUUUUGCCAUUAUAUUUUAGAUUACAUGGAUUUAUUUUUAUCCUUUUUUUUUUGCACUAGUUGCCAUAUAUCAUUUCAUGCAGAGCUUUAGUUGCUUUGCGCUUCAUCCCCUACAAAGUUGUACCGAGCUGUGGUGGUGUCAUCUUGUUGAAUUGUCAGUUACAAACAAUUUGUUCUCUGUGGCAAGGAUCAUCCCCCAACAUUGAGUUAA
Molecule: messenger RNA, 1943 nt
Organism: Phoenix dactylifera (date palm)
Lineage: Eukaryota; Viridiplantae; Streptophyta; Magnoliopsida; Arecales; Arecaceae
Product: protein BZR1 homolog 3-like
Biological process (GO): DNA-templated transcription; brassinosteroid mediated signaling pathway
Molecular function (GO): DNA-binding transcription factor activity
Source: RefSeq, a predicted model, not a curated record